Messenger RNA from Aspergillus calidoustus, 5676 nucleotides. Lineage: Eukaryota; Fungi; Ascomycota; Eurotiomycetes; Eurotiales; Aspergillaceae. The record is from the annotation of a GenBank genome assembly.
GGCGAUUGGCAACUGGCAACUCAGGAACUGCAUGCUCCAGCUCACUGUGCGUCGACAGCCUGAUGGACGAUUUCUCCCCUUUCUCUACCUACUCCCUGAUCCCGUCGAUCCCCUGAACAUUAUACCACCGACCGACUGUCAUUUUACUUCACUUAUCUGCCUUCUACUCUGCUUUGUUUCUUCCCUUGACGGCUCUUGCGUGCGCUUACUUUGCCCGGUCCCUAGCCGCCUACGCAAUCUUUCGUGGGUAUACUCCUGGCCGAGUUCUUUCAUGCUCUUAGGAGUCGCAUUGGCAUUGCUGCUGUAAACGGCAUUCGACACUCUUUUUCCCCCUCUCUUUCGUCUUAUCUCUCGCGAAGCCCAGUGCUGGUUUGAGUCUGCGCAUUCCGCUACCCCGGACGAACCGUAGUUUCACCUCCGCGCGUCCAACCACUGCUCCGAUUUACCCUCCUCCAGGCAGUGCAUCGCAAAAGUGAACACCGUACUACCCGCUACCUUCAGAGCUAAUCUCCGAAUUCGAUUUUAAAGCACCAGCUUCCACAAUGCCCGGAUUCGCAGAUUCCUUCUGGACCCCGGAUUACGCCACAGGGCUCGGGGUCCUGUACGGGAAGCUUCAGCAGGGAGUCGUGGAAAAUAAGCAGAUACUCACUAUUGCGUCGAUGCGUGCGGAUGCGGAGGAAGUGUAUAGCCAGAAGCUCGGGGACAUUGCGCCGAGUGUGGAUAGGAUGGUAGCUGGGUUCGCAAAGGAUGAUGGUGCGAGUGUUAGGAAGGCCUAUGAAGGUACUCGUACCGAAAUGGUGGAAGCAUCCAGGAAUCAUCAGAAGAUCGCGUCGAACAUCCGGGAAUUAGUCGUUUCGCCGUUUCGACGCUGGUGCGACCAGCAUGAGGCUCGGAUAGAGAACUCCCACGAUGACUUGCAGUCUCGCAUCAAGGAGCACACCAAGCAGGCGGACCUGGUGAAGAAGCUGCGGAGCCACUACUUCAACAAAUGCCGCGUGCUUGAGGAUCUGGAAGAAGAGAAUAAGCUUGCAUUUCAAGCGCCUGAAACAAGCCCCAAGGUCAAAACAACACCUAAGAUCAUCCUUCCAGAUAAUCAGGCAGAAGACGAAGAUCCGGUGGAGUUGGGAGACCGGGUGUAUACCCCAGAUGACUUGAAGAUGCUACUAGUGCACAUGCUGGAAAACAUCAGGAUGGGUGAGAUUAAAGUACCUAUCAUCGGUACCUAUCAGAACACGUCAACCGGUGCAGACAUCGUGGAAUAUACUCAAAAGUACUUGAACGCAACUAGCCUCGACUACGCUGAGCGGAUUGGGCAAGAUCUCGUCGACAACGGCUUUCUCCGAUUAGUCGGCAACAUGGGCAGCACAUUCGCCAAUAGCUCAAAGAUGCGUUACCAGUGGCGCCCGAAGACCUUCCAAAUCUCUGGUAUACCUGAGAAAAAGACACCCUUGAUGCGCGUGACCUCGGUUGCCUCAAGCGAAGAUGGUAUCGACUCUCCUAUUGCUUCUGUGUCGGAAAUGUUGGCGGGCUGGAACCCUCUCAACAACCCAUAUCCGAAUGAGACCCCAGCAGAGAAGCUCCGCAGAGAAGCCCGCGAGGCUGAUGAACGUUACAAGGCCGCUGUGCGGAAACUUGAUAUAAUUAGGUCCAAGCUCGAGGAGGAAAUUGUCGCAAACCUUCGAUUCAUGGAGCAGUGCGAGUUGGACCGCCUCAAGGCUAUCAAGGCUGUGAUUCUCGAUUUCUCUGGGGCCGUGAGCAACGUUAUCCCAAACCUUCAGAGUACCGUAGACCACAUGAUGCUCUAUCAAGAGACCAUCCAGCCACUAGGUGAUCUCCGGUACCUUCUCGAGAACUACAGAACCGGCGGUUUUGUGCCCAAAGUGCAGGCUUAUGAAAACUACUAUGGCUCCGUCGAAGAUCAAAUCUUCGGUGUCGACCUUGAGGCUAGGGCCAGAGCGGACCGGAAAAGAGUACCGAUCAUUGUGACGACUAUCUUGACCUACCUCGACAAUUGCUACCCCGAGUUGGAGGGAGACGAAUCACGACGUGCUAUCUGGCUUUAUGAUGUCCCUCUUGCAGUAACUCAUCGCCUUCGCCACGCCUUGAACAAUGAGAAAGGCGAUUAUUUUGAUGUGCUCCAGAAGUUUGAGAUUCCUGUAGUUGCCAGCGUGCUGAAAUUAUACCUUCUUGAGUUGCCAGACUCUCUUGUUUCUUCCCAAGUUUACGAAAUUGUUAAGACCAUUUAUUCCACGACUGCAAAUGAGACCACGGAGGAAGGACGUAUCAAGGUCCUUCAAAGCACACUUGGUCAACUCCGGCUCAACAACAUUGCCACGCUUGAUGCUAUUAUGACCCACUUUACUCGCCUGAUAGACUUGACCUCCGCUGACGAAGCCUACAUUUCCUCGCUCGCCCAAUCGCUAUCUCCUUGCAUUCUCCGUCCGCGCAGCGAGAAUAGUCUAACCAUGGACGAGCGUCACAGCUACCGUCUGAUCCGUGAUCUCUUCGCUCACAAGGACGCAAUUUUUGGCGAACUGAAACGUCAGUCAAGUGGUCUUGUUGGGACAGCGCCUCGGCCCCGCGCCAUCAGUACAGAUGAAAGCAAUCGUCGGGCCGCCAUGGAAGCCCGCAACCGUGCCAUCAUGGAUCGCAGCCGCGCCAACAGCCCAGCACCGCCUCGGAAGCAUCGGCGCGACCGCUCAAGCGGCCCUGACCCCGGUCGAUUCCCAAUUAACGUCUCCAGCGAGAGGAGAAAUCCAACCACUCGCAACAGCUUGGACGUCCCCAGCAGCGACUCCCCCACAGGCGCUGAAGAACUCUCCAACGUGAACAUCAACGCCACAGAACCUAUCUCCAACGGCGCCAAUUCUGAAUCCCCCAUUUCCACGGGCCCCAUCAACCCUUCAGACCCGUCCACCAGCCCUCCUCCAGCGAACCGAUCAGACGACUCCCCUACGCCCACCCCUACAUCACUUACAGAUGACAAGCGCGCCUCAUUCACCCGCUCCAGCGCUGUGCAUUCUCGCAAGCCUGGCCUUGGAAGCCGAUCUAGCUUUCCCAUCGUCCCUUCGGAGGCCGGAUCCGACAGCAAGCGAAGCAGUUUCGCUGAAAGCGAGCCGAAAGGUGUCACGCUGGAGGAUAAGCCAAUGGACGACUAAGCCCCUGGUUCCCGUUGAGAUCCCGUUCUAAGUUAGCGAAACCCCCGUGUUGCAGCGCCGUUGAGAAUGCAACGCAUUUGAGUUGCUGUUAUUUUCUCGCGAGUCUUUCUGAACUUGGAAGUGGUCUUUCGUCUUUUUUGCUCGCUUCAUCGUAUAAACCAUAUCCCUACAUUUUGCAUACCCUUCUGUAUGUCUAUUUUCUUUCUCUGUUGUUAUUUGCGUUUACAUAUGCUCCUUGAGCUGUAUAGCACGAAAUCACUACGAUCCUAUAUUGAUAUCUAUAAUGCCCCGUCCAUCGGCUUUCAUUCCCGUAGUUGCGGCGUAUGACUGUGAUGGUGUAUUCAAAACAAGUAAUAAUGUCUGUGUCAUUACAUCUACCAUGCUUUAAGUAGACGCUAAACAGAAAUGCUUGGUAGGAGAGCCACUGUGUGGGUGCCCAAUGACCGUUAAAAGACUCCGAUAAUGCUCUAGGUAAUGCAACAAAACAAAGUUAAAGGCCUUCCCCUGAGAAUAUUCUGCGAAGGAUGCCUUCUCCUGGCCCAGUGAUCUGGCCUUCAAUCUCUCUCUGUGAGACGAAGCAGACAAGGCUCUGUUCAUCCAAUGCCUUGUUCAGUGAAGAUCCGCCUGACUUUGAGGGGGCUACCGAGGACAUCUUUGAAUUCCGUUGAAGUCAAUGGGUGUAAGAUGUUGUCUGUCCUGCACAGCUUGCAAUAAGCGUCAAAGAUUUGUUUGACCGUUGGUGCCGACUGUUUCGACUUUGACGGAGUUCCGAAGACGUCAUAUUCUCGUCGUUUUCGAUCCAGAGCCAUAAGAGCACAGAUCGCCGCUUUUUGCUGAAGGUUGAGACAUUGUAGUCUCUGUGCCGUUCCCUGUCCGAAGACCGAAGAGGUGAUUUUAGCCACAUGUGCAAUACUAGCCCGGGGAGCAGUAAGCACCGUGUAUGGGACUACUGGCGCUUGCUUGGGGGAUGACGAGAGAUUGAUGUUUUCAACCAAUACCGUUCUCGACGGACUGUCCAGGGCUUGCUUCUCGAGCUUCUGUAAUGUUUCCUGUUCGAUAAUGUCGAUGGCUCGUUUGAUCAACUCGAAAGCCUUUCGUAGAUCCCCUGUUUGCGAUGCAACCUUCUUUGCACAUAGUUGAAUGGCUGCAGGUUGUACAAAUGGGAUGAAGUUGGGGUCGUCGGGUUGAUUGUCUGGGAGCAGCGACCGAAGGCGGCUUAUGAUCACAUUCGCAAUAUGGCUGGCGUUAUAUGGCAUGAAAGGAAGGAGUUGAGGCUUCAAAUUCUUCGCCUUCAACUGUGGUAAAGACCUAUCUGUCAAAUCAAGCGCAUUGGCGAUCCCAACCAACAUCACUUUCGACUCCUUCUGCAACGACCACUCAAAAAGUGAUUGGAGAACUCCAGUAUCAGCGGUCAAGAGGUGGUCAAUUUCGUCGAGCAUGACUAGGAACAUGCUGUGUUUCUUGGCCUGCUUUCUGUCAGGGAUGAACAUGCAUCUUAAUCUCUCGACUUCGCUCUUUUUGAACACAUCAUCAUCGUCACAUAGAUCUUCGAUGAGCUUGCUAUAGACAUCCCGUGCCGUUCUCAUACUUGCGCAGUUGAGUUGGGCGACUCGCACCAAUCCGAGGUCAAUCUCAUCCAGAACCUCCCUAACGAGGGCGCUUUUGCCGGUGCCUGGGGGGCCGCUAACGUACAUACACCCGCCCUUGAGUGUUUGCAUACCGCUCUUGAUGAAAGAGGCUAGCUUUUCCCGCUCCGUGUCGCGACCAACUAUUCGAGUAGAGCUAGCCCCCCGCGCAAAUAAUUGGCGAGCUUGUGUAUAUACGGUUUGAACGGUUGUCGGAGUCGCUGCUUGUCGUGGCGUACGGGGCGUGCGGGGUGUAAAAGAUUUCCCACCCACUUGUACUCGAUGCUUUGGGGUAACUGGCGGCGAUUCAAGCGCAUUCCUAAAUCGGGCUUUUGCUGGAGUCUUUACUUCUGCAACCUUGGCAUUGUCGUCUGACCCCGAAGUGACCGGUGCGGCAUUCUCGUCCGAGACGGGCGGCGCUUCAUUGCUUGGUGCGUUGACCUUAUUUUCCCGUUCAACCCUAGAUAGACUCUCUUUGAGUUUCGCGCCAUUUUCCUGUUCAAGUUCGUCGCUAAGUUUUGUCCGGGACCGAAGUUGGCGUGUUGGAAGCACUGGCUGUGGACUGUCUCCACGAAGAAUUCGAGGCGGUUGUGUUCGGCGCUUGCUCUUACUCCGUAAGGGUAAGGCUGCCACAGAGACAUAAAGCUGUUAGCAAGUCGGACACAACCUGAACCGUGAGGCAAGCACUCGUACCUUCCGACUCAGCGGCGCCUCGAUGUCGCUUUCCCAGUACCGUUGCAGCCAUAGCGAGAAUAGCGGAAAGAGCAACCAGUAAAGGCAACUAUAGACAAGCGAGCACUUUCCAAGCGAGAGUUGGCUUUGUGAUUGAAAGGGAUUUGAAGCGAUAUAAAGCUGAACACUACUUCUGCAGGGCAGAUUGGGAAAUGGAGGCU